Messenger RNA from Manis javanica (Malayan pangolin), 1436 nucleotides. NCBI's taxonomy places the organism in Eukaryota, Metazoa, Chordata, Mammalia, Pholidota, Manidae. The record is from RefSeq and is a predicted model, not a curated record.
ACUCUGGCCCUGGUGCCCUCCCACCUUGACCUCUGACCUUGACCUCCAGGUGCUGGAUGUGCUGUGUUCCCUGUGUGUGUGUAAUGGCGUGGCCGUACGCUCCAACCAAGAUCUCAUUACCGAGAACUUGCUCCCUGGGCGUGAGCUUCUGCUGCAAACAAACCUCAUCAACUAUGUCACCAGCACCCGCCCCAACAUCUUUGUGGGCCGGGCAGAGGGCUCCACGCAGUACAGCAAAUGGUACUUUGAGGUGAUGGUGGAUGAGGUGGCUCCGUUCCUGACAGCUCAGGCCACCCACCUGCGCGUGGGCUGGGCCCUCACCGAGGGCUACAGCCCCUACCCUGGGGGCGGCGAGGGCUGGGGCGGCAACGGGGUCGGCGAUGACCUCUAUUCCUACGGCUUUGACGGACUGCAUCUCUGGACAGGACACGUGGCACGCCUGGUGACUUCCCCAGGGCAGCACCUUCUGGCUCCUGAGGACGUGGUCAGCUGCUGCCUGGACCUCAGCGUGCCAUCCAUCUCCUUCCGCAUCAAUGGCUGUCCUGUGCAGGGCGUCUUUGAGGCCUUCAACCUUAAUGGGCUCUUCUUCCCUGUUGUCAGCUUCUCAGCUGGUGUCAAGGUGCGGUUCCUCCUUGGUGGCCGCCAUGGUGAAUUCAAGUUCCUCCCUCCACCUGGCUAUGCCCCGUGCCAUGAGGCCGUGCUCCCUCGAGAGCGACUCCAUCUGGAGCCCAUCAAGGAGUACCGGCGGGAAGGGCCCCGGGGGCCCCACCUGGUGGGCCCCAGCCGCUGCCUCUCACACACUGACUUUGUGCCCUGCCCCGUGGACACUGUGCAGAUUGUUCUGCCUCCCCAUCUGGAGCGUAUUCGAGAGAAGCUGGCGGAGAACAUCCAUGAACUCUGGGCACUGACUCGCAUCGAGCAGGGCUGGACCUAUGGCCCGGUUCGGGAUGACAAUAAGAGGCUGCACCCAUGUCUUGUGAACUUCCACAGCCUACCAGAGCCUGAGAGGAAUUACAACCUGCAAAUGUCAGGGGAGACGCUCAAGACUUUGCUGGCACUGGGCUGCCAUGUGGGCAUGGCUGACGAGAAAGCAGAGGACAACCUGAAGAAGACAAAACUCCCCAAGACGUACAUGAUGAGCAAUGGGUACAAGCCGGCGCCACUGGACCUGAGCCAUGUGCGGCUGACACCAGCGCAGAUGACGCUGGUGGACAGGCUGGCGGAAAAUGGUCACAACGUGUGGGCUCGAGACCGUGUGGCCCAGGGCUGGAGCUACAGUGCUGUGCAGGACAUCCCAGCACGCCGAAACCCUCGCCUCGUGCCCUACCGCCUGCUGGAUGAGGCCACCAAGCGCAGCAACCGGGACAGCCUCUGCCAGGCCGUGCGCACUCUGCUGGGCUACGGCUACAACAUCGAGCCGCCGGACCAGGAGCCCA